Molecule: messenger RNA, 717 nt
Organism: Ixodes scapularis (black-legged tick)
Lineage: Eukaryota; Metazoa; Arthropoda; Arachnida; Ixodida; Ixodidae
Exons: 3
Coding region: 17-583 (188 amino acids)
Source: RefSeq, a predicted model, not a curated record
AUUCGUGAAGCGGUGCAUGCUGGGACCAGCGCCAUCUUGCCGUCCUCGGGAGCAGACAGUCGCACAGUCGCGUACGGACAACCGCAUCCUACCUUUUCAAACUUCAGGCGAAGCCGCAGCCGCGCUUUCUGCCUCGGGUAUGGUGUCGUGUGUGGUGGUAGGUUGCCACAACAAGACGCAAUCGUCAAAGAAGAAGAAAGAGUGCAAGGUCGCAGACGCUCGGUUCUUUAAAAUACCGAAGGUACGGACUCGUGAAUGCGACACGACGCGAACACUGUCCGCGAGGAGACAGCGAGAAUGGUUGAAACGCAUCAACAGAAAAGACCUGGACGCUGACCUCGACAAGUACAAGGUGUGCUCACGCCACUUCGUCUCGGGGGCAGCGGCCGAUCUUUUUGACGACUGCAACCCUGACUGGGCACCUAGCCAACAUUUGGGUUAUGCAUCCACGCUCGACGGCCCGCACUCGGGUCGCUACGUACGGCUGAGUCGUCGUCGGCAUCAAAAACGGACCGCCCCCAGUCAAGGUGGACAACCACUUGAAGAAGACAUCUUCACGUUAGCGGGCGAGCAAACACCAUAAAUACGUCGCACUGCAACGGUGCGUGCGUAACGCGUCCGUCACCUGUCGCUGGGCGCUACGGGAGUGCGCGCGCGGCUGUCUGCUCUCGAGGACGGCAAGAUGGCGCUGGUCCCAGCAUGCACCGCUUCACGAAU